Magallana angulata is the source of this 1118-nucleotide messenger RNA. RefSeq lists its product as uncharacterized. The coding region runs from base 266 to 1111 and encodes 281 amino acids. The record is from RefSeq and is a predicted model, not a curated record. Lineage: Eukaryota; Metazoa; Mollusca; Bivalvia; Ostreida; Ostreidae. The transcript is spliced from 2 exons.
CUUGUCAAAGAGUGCUUUUGGUUGAGAAUUUUUUUCAUUAUCAAACAACAAUUAUUUCAGUAUCUUGACAUGUAUAUACAAACAUCAUAUACCAAUAUUUAUAGCUGUUACAGGUAUAUCGCUUUCAUAAACUGGUCUGAAAAGUAAAUGGUCGUGUUUUGAAUUAACUUUAAGCCUCUGUCGGUCUCGAAACAUCCAGUAAUUUUUCAUCAUCAUCGGGGGAUUCCGCGCGAGCUGGCAGCCUCUGGGUCCAGAGUGUGAAACCAUGUCUCUGGAAAACCGUAUCAUUCACGCUGUUCUGGACAAACACGAGGGAUUUCUCCGGCGCCAUCUUGUUCUCUCGCCGGACGUCGUCGACAAGCUCCGACAAAGGUUCGUCAUUACGAACAGCACCACAGAGAGGCUAAACAAGGUUUCCUCAGAUGUCCAAGUCACUCUUGUAAUUGACAUUCUUCGUCGCCGUGGAAUUCGAACUUUGGCCAAGUUUCUGCACAUUCUCAAAGAUUCAUUAGAUGGUUGGAUUGCAGACAAGAUAUUGUGUACCGACCUUCGGAUACUCAGUAAAUACAUUCUCACAGACGAGAGGACACUUAGUGAUUACAUCAUCAGAGUAUGCGGCCCCCCUACUCCCGAACCAAUCUUACAACCAGUUAAGAAACCGGUCAUAAAAGAAGAAACCAAACCAAAACGACCAAAAACACCCCCUGAACCACAAAGAAACAAAAAAGAGUACGGCCUGUUUCAUACACUCCCUCAACCUACGAAAAUAGCGGAGGUUCCGGGACAGGUUCAGAAUCUUCACCGCGUGUUUGAGGAGAGGCGGCUACAGAUUGGGAGUACACUGUCCAUCCUCAAACAGGAAGAGCAGGCGAUCAAGGACAUCUUGGAGAAGAACGUCAACGAACAGCGCCAUCUGAACAAAAACCAACAGGCCAUCUACGACAUCAGCAGACGACUCCAGUCCAUCCACCACGAGGCGGGACAGCUCCUGAAAUCGGCGCCCUCUGGCGUCAUGGUGCGCAAUAGGCUGGACUAUUUGCACGGAGUUCCGUGGAAUUCUGUCAAAGUCAAUGAACACAACAUUGAAUGGCGAACGAACGAAAGAGAUUGAUGAUUAA